Molecule: messenger RNA, 1376 nt
Organism: Crotalus tigris (Tiger rattlesnake)
Lineage: Eukaryota; Metazoa; Chordata; Lepidosauria; Squamata; Viperidae
Product: lipase member N-like
Exons: 6
Coding region: 1-702 (233 amino acids)
Source: RefSeq, a predicted model, not a curated record
AUGAGAGGUUUCUAUGAGGUGAUACGAUGGGGUUACAAAAACAAUAUUUAUGUUGCACUUUCUGCCCUUCCACACCUGGCUGAGAAAAUAAAACUGUUUUUUGCCUUGGGUCCUGCAUACACAUUGCAGCAAGCCAUAAGUCCCAUAUUUCAAAUAGGACGUUUUCCAGAAGUGUUAAUCAAGUUCAUAUUUGGGAAGAAAGAAGUUGGUCUGCUGAGUCCAUGCCAGAGGACAGGUCUGGCCCAACAAUGUAGACAGCAACUGGUUGAUGAACUCUGCAAACAAGGACUUUCUCUAAUUGGUGGAUUUAAUCUGAAGAAUUUAAAUAAGAGCCGUUCUGAUGUGUAUAUUUCACAUUUCCCAGAUUAUACUUCUGUGAAAAAUGUAGUCCACUUGAGCCAGUUAAUGAAAAGUGGACUUUUCAGAUAUUUUGACUAUGGUUCGAAGAAUAUAGACAUGUAUAACCAGACAAUUCCACCAUUCUACAAGAUAGAAGCCAUCACUGUGCCAGUUGCCAUGUGGAGUGGAGGACAAGAUUGGAUUUGCCAGCCGAUGGAAAUUGCACAAUUACGCUCUCAAACUACUAAUCUUGUUUAUAAUAAGGAGUUCCCUGAUUGGACUCACUGGGAUUUUAUUUGGGGCAUUGAUGCUCACCAACAUGCAUACAAGGAAAUCCUUGGCCUAAUGGAGAAAUAUCUAUGAAGCCACCUGGAAUUAAAAUUCCAUUGUCCUCAUUAUGCCUGUGGUAGUGCUAGACACUUAAGUGUUUUUUGUUUCCUGAGUUUAUGCUGACUGUCUUUAUUAUUCAAUUGAUUUAUGUUCAAAUUUGCUUAUCCUUCCAUUUUAUUUAUGAAUCAUUGUGUGUUUCUUUCCUACUGAAGAUUUAAGUUUAUAUCCUACUGAUUUAUAAACAAUGUAACAUCCUAGAUGGGUUAUAGGCAGGUCUGUAAGUUUUCUUAAAUAAAUCUGAUCUGAACACUGGCAUAAUGUUAGCAUCAUUUAUCUGCCUACUGGAUAGUAAGAUAAUAGAAAGAUUCUCAUAAUACAGUAUACAUGCUAGGUUCCCUCUCCCAAAUGAUGUAACAGCAUAUUCUAGAUCAUCUUAAAUAUUCUGCUUCAUGUGAAGUAUUCUUGUCUAAGCAUAAUCUCAUAGUCUCAGGAGGUAGCACUUACUUGAGUAUUUCCGGGUCUCGAAGUUUGGAGGGUAGACUCUUAAGGUUAUAUGCAGACUGAGAAGUCAAAAAUAUCUCAGAAGAAGACAGUGGCAGAUUUCUUCUCAAUUGCUGUCAGGACUGUAUAUAGGUCAUGAUCAAAUAGCCAAUCACAAAAGUGUAUCAAAGUCUGCCAUACAACAUUCAUUAAAAAAAAUCACAAUU